Molecule: messenger RNA, 645 nt
Organism: Ilex paraguariensis (yerba mate)
Lineage: Eukaryota; Viridiplantae; Streptophyta; Magnoliopsida; Aquifoliales; Aquifoliaceae
Source: the annotation of a GenBank genome assembly
AUGAAGACUAAUUGUUGUGAACUGCUGCUUUCAUUUCUUCUGGCCUUUGCCAUUAUAACAAAUGCUUUGCUUGGUGGUGCAGCUGCUUCUGAUGCAGUACUUGACUUAAGUGGUGAACCAAUGCAAGUAACCGAUUACUACUAUAUAGAAGACCCUUUGUUUCGCCCUAGAAGGGUAGUCACACUAGUCAGUGGUGGAAACGAAACAUGCCCACUUGAUGUGGGCCCACGUAUACAAUUAGUCGGUGGCAUCCCAGCAAGGAUUUCGCCUGUGAACUCCGACGAUGGCGUGGUCCGUGAAUCCACUGAUCUCAACAUCAAAUUCGUUUGGGUACCACCAUGUGCUCAGUCUGGUGUGUGGAAUGUUCAGUACGAUGAAGAGUCUGAAGAAUAUUUUGUGAGAGUUGGUGGAGUAGAGGGAAACCCUGAUUGUGAAACCAUAACCAAUUGGUUUAAGAUUGAAAAACUUGGAGAUUACUACAAGCUCGUUUUCUGUCCAAGUGUCUGUAACAAUCAUUACUGCAACGCCAUUUGUAAAGAUGUUGGCCGUGAUUCCGAGGGUCGCUUCGUUCUAAGCGAUACACCAUACCUGAUCAGGUUUAGAAAGUUCGAACUCUUGAAAUCAAAGAUUAGCUACCAGUACUAA